Messenger RNA from Paramisgurnus dabryanus, 2670 nucleotides. RefSeq names its product mitotic arrest deficient 1 like 1 (gene mad1l1). The record is from RefSeq and is a predicted model, not a curated record. Gene Ontology annotation, cellular component: kinetochore; nuclear envelope; mitotic spindle. Lineage: Eukaryota; Metazoa; Chordata; Actinopteri; Cypriniformes; Cobitidae. Gene Ontology annotation, biological process: attachment of mitotic spindle microtubules to kinetochore; mitotic spindle assembly checkpoint signaling.
CUAUGAUCUCUUCAGACACAUGAAGCAGCGGCUCGGAUAUUUUCAACCAACGAAAACAAAUCUGCAGCAAAUUCAAACCAGAGACACGAGAGAGGGAGAUAGACAUACAGCUGUGAGAAGUUAGGCCAUCAAGAGAUCUUGUCAAUAUGGAUGAUAUGGAAGAUGACACCACGAUCAUCUCCACGCUAAAAUCUUUUAAGAGUUUGAUAUCAGAGCGCUCUGUACUGGAGGCCGAGCCAGCCUAUGGCAGAAGUGACCUUCAGAAACUUUAUACUAAAAGAGUGGAGAUGGAGGAGGCAGCCGAGCGCAUCCGUUCUCACACCAGCCUGCUCCAGCUCACUCAAGAGAAACAGCAGAUGGAGCUCAGUCACAAACGGGCCCGUAUCGAGCUGGAGAAGGAGGCAAACAGCAGCUCUAGAGACUUACAGAGGGAAGUUGACCGUAACCGGGAGUUGCUGAUGAGGAUCAAACGUCUGGAAGAAAGAGAAGAGAAAGCAAAGCAAACUCUUAAUGAACAAGUGGACAACAACAAGACUCUAAAGCGUAACCUUGAGGAUCUACAGAAGAGAGCAAGUGAGAAAGACAGCAAACUUACAGAGGCAGACCAGACGAUCAGUGAGUUGAAAGACGAGACACGGAGGCUCAAUCAACAGAUCCAGAUUCAGGAGUCCAAAUUCUCCACUCAGAACCUGGAGAUCCAGGCCCUGCAGGAACAACUGGAUGUGCAGCGCAAGAAAUUCCAGGACCUGAGUCAGAAGUAUCAGAACAUGCAGUCAUCUCAGUCCAUCAGCACAGAUAGUGAACUUAAGAUUAAGGAGCUGGAGAGGCGUUUGGCUUUGCAGGAGCAAGACUCUGUGAUCGUGAAGAACAUGAAGUCUGAAGUGGCCAGAUUUCCUGAGCUGGAGCGAGAGAUUAAACGCCUGCGGGAGGAGAACUCUUUCUUACGAGAGACGAAAGAGAACAGCAGCCUGCUGAAAGAAGAGACGGAGGGCCUGAGGAGAAAAUUGGAGAGAAUGGAAAGAGUGAUGGAAGAGAAACUUAAACUGGAGUUAGAGAAAGAGAAAUUGGAACAUGAACUAAAGGCAUGGGAAAACAUUGGCCAGAUCACAGGACUUAACAUUAGGAAACCUGAGGAUUUAUCCAGGGAGGUGAUACAGAUUCAACAGCGAGAACUCAACCUGAAACAGCAGAACUACACACUCAAUAGCAGUUUUCGCUCUGUCGAGAAGGCCCGUGCCGAGCUGGUCCCCGAGGUGUCUCAACUACGUGCCAAAGCUCAAGAGGAGCAGAAGAAACGAGAGAACCAGGAUGCCCUAGUCCGUCGUCUGCAGAAAAGAGUCUUGCUGCUCACAAAGGAACGAGAUGGAAUGAGGGCCAUAUUGGAGUCGUACGACAGCGAGCUGGUCACUAGUGAAUAUGCGCCUCAGCUCUCACUACGGGUCAAGGAGGCGGAGGAAAUGCUGCAGAAAGUCCAGGCCCACAACACUGAGAUGGAGACUCAACUGUCCAAAGCCCAAGAGGAGGUAGGGACCUUCAAAUUACAAGCUCAGAUGGUGGCUGCAGAACUCGAGGCUCUUAAAGAGCAGCAGAUGUCUAACGCUGAAAAAAACACCUUAGCAACAGCAGAGGAGGCCGGUGCUCUCAGGCAGAAGAUUGAGGAAUUAGAAGCAGAACGUCAGCGACUGGAAGAGCAAAACAACAUCUUGGAGAUGCGACUGGAGAGGCAUAACCUGCAGGGGGACUAUGAUCCAGUGAAGACCAAAGUCAUCCACCUGCAGAUGAAUCCCACCAGCAUCGCCAAGCAGCAGCGCAAUGAAGAGGCAGAGCAGCUGAAGGCCGAAUGUCAGCGUUUGAGGGAGCGUCUCCGUAAAAUCGAGGCGGGCGGGGGUUUGGCGACAGAUGAUACCAUACUAGUCAUUCCACCUUCACAGGAAAUACUGGACCUGCGUAAGCAGAUGGAAAGUGCAGAACUGAAGAACCAGCGCUUGAAGGAAGUGUUCCAGAAGAAGAUCCAGGAGUUUCGCACUGCAUGCUACGUUCUGACCGGGUACCAGAUCGACAUCACUGUGGAGAACCAGUAUCGGUUGACAUCUGUGUAUGCUGAACACAUGGAAGAUUCUCUGCUUUUUAAGUCUACUGGUCCAGUCGGCAGUGGCAGCAUGCAGCUGUUGGAGACGGAUUUCUCCCGCACACUAACCGGACUGGUGGAUCUGCAUCUUUUCCAUCAGAAGAGCAUCCCAGUGUUUCUCAGUGCAGUCACCAUCGAGCUGUUUAGCCGCCAGACUGUCAGCUGAUUUACCCAUCAUUCCAAGACCACACAGUGUUCAGGGAGCUUGCACACACGCACACACACAGUGUUUAUCAGUUAGACAUUCAGUCACAACUACAAAACCAUGUUAAAAGAGUUUCAGGGACAUUUAAACAAAGUACAAAACUAGAAGGGUGUGCUGACGAAAUGGUACAGCUAUAAUUGAGUCUAAGCGAAACUGGAUUCAAAGAUUAAAUGUCACCUGUAGAUUUCAUCUACAAUCCUAUAGACUAAAUAUUGUAGGUGCCCAUCUCUUAUCUUAAGUGUGUGGGAUUUUUGAUCACCAAACCCUGGAUUGCCAUUAUUUGGUUUGCUGUGGUGUUAGUAACCUUUUUAAUGAAAUAAAGAAAUAUAAACUUUCA